Molecule: messenger RNA, 1891 nt
Organism: Salvia miltiorrhiza (redroot sage)
Lineage: Eukaryota; Viridiplantae; Streptophyta; Magnoliopsida; Lamiales; Lamiaceae
Exons: 8
Coding region: 132-1040 (302 amino acids)
Source: RefSeq, a predicted model, not a curated record
UUAAGAAAAUUAGUACUAUUAAACAACAAAAUCUCUUGUAGUUCUACUCGAACCCCAAUUCUACAGUCUACAGAUACAUACAUACACACUCUCGAUCACAGCAAACUGACGAAUCAUCGAUUGAAUCAAUCAUGGCGACCACAAACCCCCAAUUUCUCUCUUGUUUUUUCCUUCUGAACAUCCUCCUUCUGCUCGCCACGACGUCGUUUGCUUUCCAAUCGGACGAACUCCUUGUCGAUGACGACGAAUUCGGUCUCGAGGGCGGCCGGCUGCCCGAUCCGCCGGCCGUAACCCGGCCCGUCACUACGGCCCGCAGACGUUCGCCGGAAUCGGGUUCGGAUCCGGACUCGAAGAUCCAGAUCCAGUUCCAGCUCGAGCACGCCUUCGGGGACUCGGAUUUCUCGCCCGCCGGGACUUUCACCGCUCGCCUGAAGACGUCGCCGAAUGGUGGUCAGACGCUAACGAAGCUUCGGUUCUCGAGGAAUGCCUUGAGUCAGACUGAUAAGGAGAAUUUCAAAAGACUUAUAGAAGGAGAUGACUUCUAUCAGAUAAGACUACCAUCAAACUUGCUAAGCCAGCCUGGAAGAGAGUACGUCAUUUCAUCUGUGAAGGCGAGAUGUCUUUCACAGCGGGAUGCAUUGGACGAACAUUUUGUCAUAAACAUGGACGGUGUGAAUGUGUUGGGUGUUAAUUAUGGCCCCCCUGGAUCCUGCCAGUAUCCCCGUGUAUUGAGACCUCCUACAAAGUGGUCUUUCAACUCUCAUACACUUUUGAAGUACAGUAAUGAGGUUCUUAGAACUCCAGUAUUUACAGAAGCAAUACUUGGAGAGAACGGAGAAGGUGAAGAACUGAAGCCUCCGGAGAGGUCCUUCUGGGCUAAAUAUUGGAUGUACUUGAUCCCUCUCGGGCUCAUACUCAUGAAUGCCAUGACUCAAGCCAUGAACAUGCCUGAGGAACAGGCUACUGGGCAACCAGGCACGCAAGGUCCACAAGCAAUUUCAGGACGUGGUCAGGCUCCUGCAGUGCGAAGAAGAAACUAAUUAUUGGCAGAUGGUUUAAGAGAACAUAUCUUUUGGUACUUAUACUAUAUGUUCUUAAGUUUUCAUUUAGUUCUUCUAAGCCUCUUUGUAUUUUUCGUUUGUUUGUUGUAUUUUGGCGUGUCUUUAGUGGGAUUUGUGUAGGGGCUGGCUGGCCGGGUAAUAUGAAAUUUCUUGCGGAGGAAGUUUAUAUCUUUGGGUUAAAGUUUGGAGCAUUGAAUGACUGAUAUAUUAGAAUCUGAGACCAUUAUACUUGAGCAACAAUAUUAUACUGAAUCCAUGAUCACGACCUGUUUGUGGAUUAUGAUCCCAUUUGAUUGAUUACUAAUAUCUAGAGCUAACAUGAUGAGGGUAUUUUUACCUGUUGGAGGUGAACUGCCAUAGGGAUGCUGUUUUGAUAUUGCUGCGCAUGAUUUUAUGAAUCAUUGUCUUAAAACAAAUAAGCUGUGCUUUCUUUGUUCAACUGAUGUAUGAUAUUGUUUCCAACACUGCAGGUUGUUGCAGGCAUACGACUAUUUGAUGAAAAGAUCACUAAUCUCGAAGAGGAUAUACUCCACCAAGUAGCAUUUCAUCCAACAUUAGAGAAGGCGCGGCUUGUAUUCAUCAAGGGAGAUAACUCGGUAGUUCCCAAAGAACCCAAAAGGGUGCUCCUCCAGCAAAACGACGUUAUGUUGCUUUAAGUCAUCAGAAAACAAGUAGAUACUUAUUUUGUGCUGAGACGCGACUCUGCACUUCUUCUUAAACUAGUUUCUAGCAUCUAACUUUAUGUCUGCUGUGCUUCCUUGUUUCUGACCUAAGGAGCAGUGAGCUUGAAUGUCAGUUGAAAAUAUUUUUAAUUGAAAAAUCAGAUUUUU